Messenger RNA from Didymosphaeria variabile, 1560 nucleotides. RefSeq names its product laccase, multicopper oxidase, benzenediol:oxygen oxidorectuctase. The record is from RefSeq and is a predicted model, not a curated record. Bases 1 to 1560 code for a protein of 519 amino acids. Lineage: Eukaryota; Fungi; Ascomycota; Dothideomycetes; Pleosporales; Didymosphaeriaceae. The transcript is spliced from 5 exons. Gene Ontology annotation, molecular function: oxidoreductase activity; copper ion binding.
AUGGACUCGAAAUGGCCCGAUACCGGGAACACUGUAAAGUACACCUGGGAACUCAGCAACACAACUGGAGCGCCAGAUGGUUACGAGAGGAUAUUGAUGUUGGUGAACGGGCAAUACCCGGGACCGACACUUGAAGCAAACUGGGGAGACAACAUUGAAGUCACACUCACCAACAACCUCCAGUCGAAUGGCACAGGCAUUCACUGGCACGGCUUCCGACAGCUGGGUACGAACGAUGAGGAUGGUACAGGUGGCGUGACCGAGUGCCCCAUUCCACCAGGUGGUUCAAGGACCUACAGGUUCAAGGCCUCUCAGUAUGGUACAUCUUGGUGGCACAGUCACUACUCGGUGCAGUACAGCGAAGGUGUUUCUGGUCCCAUCGUGAUCCAUGGUCCUUCAACGAAGAAUUGGGACGUUGAUCUUGGACCUUUGCCGUUCACCGACUGGUUUCACACUCCUGUGUUUACCGUAAAUGCAGCCACGCUCCACGCGAAUGCCCCACCUACUGCAGAUAACAUGUUGGUAAAUGGGACGAUGGUCUCAGAUCAAGGCGGCAAUUAUGCUGUUACCACGCUCCAGAAAGGGAAAACCCAUCUUCUUCGGCUCAUGAACAAUGGCAUCAACAAUUGGGUCAACAUAGCUCUCGAUGGACAUCCCUUCACUGUGAUUGCAGCGGAUUUCAAUCCGAUCGUUCCUUUUAGUGCCGACUCAUUAACAAUAGCGGUUGGCCAACGCUACGACGUUGUAAUAAAUGCGAAUCAGACCGCCGGCAACUACUGGCUUCGCGUCGGCACUGGCGGAGGAGCCUGUGACGGACCAAACGCUAAUGCAGGCAACGUUCGAAGCAUCUUCCGCUACGAAGGCGCAGACGAAAAAAACCCCGAAUCAGAAGCAAGUGCGCAGUUAUCGACAGGCUGUGAUGACGAAAAGAAUCUGGUGCCGUGGGUGAAAACCACAGUACCCCAGACAACACCCAAAGACAUGGAAGUCAAGUUCAGCAACACCGUCGUUGAUGGCGCGAAUCUAGUACAAUGGCUCAUUGGCGACACGCCCAUGCACAUCAACCUCAGCAGCCCUUCCAUUCAGCAAAUCUCCUAUAACGACGGCAACUUUUCGAAGUCGGAGAAUACAUACAACAUCGGGCAGGCGAACAAGUUCCAAUACUGGGUGAUCCAACAAGACCCGGCUAACCUCGCUGCGGUUCCGCACCCUGUCCAUCUCCACGGUCAUGACUUCUACGUCCUUGCCCAGGAAUCGGAAAAGACGUGGGACGGUGACAUCUCAGGCCUCAAAAUGGACAACCCCCCUCGACGCGAUACAGCGACGCUGCCCGUCAAAGGUUACCUCGUGCUCGCCUUCGAGUCGGACAACCCAGGCCUGUGGCUCAUGCACUGCCAUAUUCCGUUCCACCUCUCGCAAGGCUUUGGUGUUCAGUUUGUCGAGCGAGCAGGCGAUAUCACCGGUACAUUAGACAAGGUAAAUGGUUGGUGCGAGGAUUGGAUCUCCUGGCGAGGAAAGUAUUAUCCCGAUGGACUAUCUGAAGGCGACGUCUCUGUGUAA